Messenger RNA from Exaiptasia diaphana, 2404 nucleotides. Its product is annotated as TNF receptor-associated factor 2. NCBI's taxonomy places the organism in Eukaryota, Metazoa, Cnidaria, Anthozoa, Actiniaria, Aiptasiidae. The transcript has 8 exons. The coding region runs from base 330 to 1961 and encodes 543 amino acids. Gene Ontology annotation, molecular function: zinc ion binding; ubiquitin protein ligase binding; tumor necrosis factor receptor binding. Gene Ontology annotation, cellular component: cytoplasmic side of plasma membrane; plasma membrane signaling receptor complex. The record is from RefSeq and is a predicted model, not a curated record. Gene Ontology annotation, biological process: regulation of apoptotic process; positive regulation of JNK cascade; regulation of canonical NF-kappaB signal transduction.
UAGCUCUUCCGAAACAUAUUUGAAAAUUUCCAUGUAUGUUCAGUGAUAAAUGUCUGCGCCCACUCAUCAGACUCGUCGAUGUCGUCACUACGAUUAAGAUAAAGAGUAGAUGCCAUGCAAUUUUUCUACUCUUAUAGCCAAAACACUAAACUAGCCAAAACGCUGCUUAAACUGGUUUGUAAAACACACAUGGGAAAAUGCCAAUGUUAAAAACAUGUUAACCGGGCCAGGGUUUUAACUACUGAGUCAACUCACUCGAUAAUUUGCCGGGAAAAUUAUCGACUGGCGCAACAUCUUGUAAGGCAACUUCGACAAUACGCGCACUUCUAAUGACUACUGGUGGUUAUCGAAUCUGUGAAGAAGAUCGUCGAAAUAUCCACAGCAAAGAUCUUUGUGGUAUCUGCAGCAACGUCUUAAAGACUGCGAUCCAGACGCAAUGUGGACAUCGUUAUUGCCUUGACUGCUUGGAAGAAGAGUUUAAUAAGCAUAAUGGCGAAAUAAAGUGUAAAAUCUGCGGAGAAGCGCUCACAAGAGCUAAGAUAUUCAGAGACAAGUUCGCGGACCGUGAGAUACAGACUCUCAUUUUGUUCUGUAUUAACUGUAUUAUUGGGUGUAAAUGGAGAGGACAAUUAAGACAUCGACAGGAGCAUCAUAAAACCUGCAAGUUUAUUCCUCURCCCUGCGUAAAUCGUGGAUGUGAGAAAAAAGUCACAAAGGAAACUCUACCGCACCAUCUGCAGAAUGAGUGUCUGUUUAGAGAGGUCUUGUGUUCGUACUGCGAACAACCUGUGAUAUUCAGUAAGAUAAAGGAACACGAAGAUUUCUGUCCGAAUUUCCUCGCAACAUGUGAAUUUUGUAAGAAGGACUUUCCCCGUGAACUGUUGAUUAAGCACAAAGACCCUAAUGGUGUCGACAUAUGCGAAAAGCUUGUUACAUUGUGUCCAUUCAAAGCUGUAGGAUGCAAGGAGUCCAAGGCAAUGACCCACAAUGAACGUCUCAAACAUCAACACGAAAACAUUGAAAGCCACCUCAAUCUCAUGCUUAUCAAGAUACAGAAUUUGUUACCAUAUCUAGAAGAUCUGUUGUCAGAAAGUCAAAAUGGCAGAAAGUCAAAACUGUCCGAGAUUGUGCGAUCAAUGUGUGAUCAGACCCUCGCUCAAGUUACGGUGAUUUAUGAUGARUUGAAAGAAAGGAUAGCGAACUUGGAAAAGAAAGGUGMAAYGUCGUCAGGACAGAAUGUGCAAAUUACACCAGAAAUCACUCGUCGAAUGGAUGCUGCGGAUGCCAAGAAUGCAGAUCACGAAUUUCUGYUAAACGAAGCWCACACAACGAUCGCAGAACUUCGUCAAGAACUCACAAAGACGAACGUUAAACUGGAAAAAGCGGAGGAAUUGAUAAAAAAGAUGGAACGUCGUUUGGAAGAGCAAGAAAACGUUGCAGGAAUACGAAAUUUGGCUGUGGCUGAUCUUGAAGAGAAGAUGAACGGUGUUGUUAAUAACAGUACUGACGGUAUCUUGGUCUGGAAGAUCGAUCAGGUGGCACGAAAACGUGCUGAUGCAACAAGUGGACGACAAGUCUCGUUCUACAGCCCGCCAUUCUACACAGACCCUCAUGGGUACAAGAUGUGUGCUCGUAUCUACUUGAAUGGUGAUGGAAUGGGUAAAGGUACCCACAUCAGCUUGUUCUUUGUGAUCAUGCGUGGAGAGUACGACCCUCUGUUAAAAUGGCCGUUUAGACAAAAGGUUACAAUGAUGCUGUUGGAUCAAGACAAUGAAGAACACGUGAUUGAUGCCUUCAGGCCGGACCCAAGUAGCAGCUCAUUCCAGAAACCGAGGGGAGCCAUGAACAUCGCAUCGGGAUGCCCGAUGUUUUGUCCGCACAGCGAGUUACAAAGGCACGCCUAUAUACGGGAUGACGUGAUGUUCAUUAAGAUCAUUGUGGAUCGUCCUGACUGGAAAUGAUACGCAGAAUCCCUGGAAAAAAGGCUGAAGCAACAAGCAGUCUCCUCACGGAAGGUUCUUUCAAAAACACAAACAACAGCUCGGCAACAUCUUCUAAUGGCACAAACGCGAACACAAAGUCCCGAAUGAACUGCUAUUAAAUAAGACAAAACAUGAAGCGAUUUCAUUUCAGUUGACUGCUGCAGUAUAMUGCUUCCUUAGACAACUACAAGCACGUUUGAAAUUUAUAGGAUAACACUCCACCCUAUUAAAAAUAUUUAUUACAACUAAAUCAGUUAAAUAGAGUUUCUAUUUAUAAUAGUUUUAUAUAAGUUCAUUUUUCAUAUAUAGAAAACGUUUGUUGUUGUUGAACACAGUGAGCCUCUCUUCAUCAUAGAGCAUUAUUCCUGUUAGGUUUUUGUUUUCUCCURUGUCUGGCUUGAAUAAAUGUAAAAAAACCUCAA